CUCGAUCCUCACACCGAAAUCAAAACGCAAAACAGUGAAGGGGAAAAAUCAGCGAACCCUAGCUACACAGAUGGCGACCGGCGACGUGGCAGGCGGGGAGGCGGAGUCUGUGCCGGCGGCGGAGGAGCGGGACUGGUCGGAGCUGACGCAGGUGUGCCUGGCGGAGGCGUUCUCGCGGCUGUCGCUGGAGGACCUGUGGCGCGGCGCCAUGGCGUGCUGCCGCUCCUGGCGGGACGCUGCGCGGUCCCGCCCCGGGCUCUUCGCGGCGCUCGACCUCGAGCCCGGGUUCGCGUCGACCGUCGGCGCUGACGCCGCCGCGUGGUGGACGCCCGCGUUCCAGCGCCGCGUCGACGCCAUGCUCCGCUCAGCCGCGGCGCUCGCGGCCGGGGAGCUCCGGGAGGUACGCGUCCGAUACUGCUCCGACGACGCGCUCGCCUUCGCUGCCGAGAGGUCUAAAAACCUCAGUAUACUUUCCAUCAAAACUAGCCCGGGUGUAACUGAUCGAUCGAUGAUUACUGUUGGAGCAUGCUGCCCUAUGCUUACAGAAUUGGACAUCAGCAACUGCUAUGAGGUUUCAUACAAGUCACUAGAGGUGAUUGGUCAGAGCUGCCAGAACCUCAUGGUCUUCAAGCGGAACAUAUUCAACUGGAUCGACCCAUCCGAGCAUGUUGGUAUAGUUCCCGAGGAUUAUCUAAGAGAAUGUCCCCAGGAUGGUGACAGGGAAGCCAUUACGAUAUCCAAGUUCAUGCCAAAGCUGAAACAUCUCGAGCUAAGGUUCUCGAAGCUUACUGCUGUUGGCCUCAACUCAAUCCCAGGAGGAUGCAAGGAACUGGAGGUUCUGGACCUGUUUGGCUGCGCAAAUUUGACGAGCAGGGGAAUAGAUCAAGCUGCUGCUAACUUGAAGAAUCUGGAGAAGCUAGUGAAGCCCAACAUCUACAUACCUAGGUCCUCCUUCCACAUGGGUAGGUACGGGCACUGGCAAUUAUACGACGAAAGGUUCCAGACUAAUGUAUUUCAGAUAUAAAGUAGCCUCAAGGGUCACCUCAGGUGCUCCCUAUGAACCAUGACUAGUACUAUUUAUUAUAAAUUGUGCGUAUGUGCGUACAAAUAAUAACAAUAACUGUAAAUGCUUUGUACUGUUUUAUUUGUUUCAUUCGCAAAUAUAAAAUACCGUUGAUUCUGCUCCAGCUAUUUGUAAAGCUAUUCACAAUAAGCUAUGGCUUUGUUUAAUUCAUUGUAUAUGGAUACUUGCGAGAAA
Phragmites australis (common reed) is the source of this 1258-nucleotide messenger RNA. RefSeq names its product F-box protein SKIP1-like. The transcript has 2 exons. Bases 71 to 1024 code for a protein of 317 amino acids. NCBI's taxonomy places the organism in Eukaryota, Viridiplantae, Streptophyta, Magnoliopsida, Poales, Poaceae. Gene Ontology annotation, molecular function: protein binding. The record is from RefSeq and is a predicted model, not a curated record.